Messenger RNA from Histoplasma mississippiense, 1851 nucleotides. RefSeq lists its product as hypothetical. The transcript is spliced from 6 exons. Bases 1 to 1851 code for a protein of 616 amino acids. Lineage: Eukaryota; Fungi; Ascomycota; Eurotiomycetes; Onygenales; Ajellomycetaceae. Gene Ontology annotation, molecular function: hydrolase activity, acting on ester bonds. The record is from RefSeq and is a predicted model, not a curated record.
AUGGAGAAAUCUUGUAUACUUACCUUUAUUAGACCAGUUGACUCGAGCAUGUCGAAUGUCACAGAAACCCUUCUUCCAUGGUACUUAGGGUAUCUGGGCGGAAACUGGUCCCAAGCCAUACAGUGCAUGAGUGCUGGAAGCAAUGGAUAUAGAGAAAAUCACGCGUCAAUCAACGGUGGACUCAAUAAUGGCUGGGCAAGGAACAAUACACCGUGGAGUUGGGGUUAUCUAAACCGGCAUGACCUCCCCGUCCAGUUUGCCAUUGCAGAAGGCUGGACUGUCGGCGAUAUGUAUCAAGAAUCGCAAAUCACUGCAACAAACCCGAAUCGAGUCACCUUAGUGAGUGGAAGUAUCAACGCACCUGGCAGCCCGCAGACGCCAGAUGAAGGCGGCGUAUAUAUAGAUAAUAACGAAACCCCGGGAUGCGAGUCUCCCAAUCUCAACUGCUACCCUCUCAAAUGGAAAACGAUAUUCGACAUAUAUGAAGCUGCGGGCGUUUCUUGGCAGGUAUACCAAGGAGUGGACAACUUUGAUGACAACCCGUUGGCCUGGUUCGAGCAGUUCCAGAAUGCACCAGCAACCUCGGCGUUGUCAAAGAAGGGAAUGGCGUAUUUGGGACUAGAUGCCUUUUAUGCCGAUGCUGCUUUAGGUACCUUACCACGAGUUAGCUUUAUCGUCGGCCCGCGAGAACUUUCCGAACAUCCGCCAUAUUCUCCUUCUGAUGGCGGCUGGUUGCAGCACAAAAUUUUGGAUGCUGUGGUAAGAGGGCCAAAGUAUGGUAAAAGUGCACUUCUGAUUAGUUACGAUGAAUCUGGUGGUUGGGGGGACCAUGUUCCUCCUUACCAUUCCCCGGAGAACACGACCGGUGAAUGGCUGGAAGAUCCGUAUCACCUUUUUGGAAAUAUCUACACUGGCCCUGGAGUUCGAGUCCCUUUCUAUAUCGUUUCCCCUUGGACUCGCGGAGGACGCGUCUUUACCGAACACGCUGACCACAACUCGCAAAUCCUUUUUAUCGAAGAAUGGCUCACCGCCAAAGGUUACAAUAACGUCAGGACAGAUGAAAUGGUUCACUGGAGAAGGCAGAACAUGGCUCAUCUCCUUAAUGCACUGGACUUCGAAAAUCCCGACCUCUCCGUACCUGACAUACCAAGACCGAAACAACCCCACCGCAACUUCCGCGGCGAAUUCGACGGUUCCGCCUUUUGCGAAUCACAGUUCCCGGACCCACGACCGCCUCCCCCAUAUUCCUCGCAACCCAGCACACUCCCCAAUAUCGUCGAAGAAGGGUAUAAGAUAUGCGUUGGCCAACUGACCGAGGGCCGCUAUCUUGUUUUCGAAAAUGAAGACGGUCGUCUGCUAGCGCACAACAGCACCACAUCAGACAUCAACGAUCAUGACAAUACACAGCCGUCACUACUAACGACAAUGCCAUCGUCGCAAGAGCCCUCGAAUAGUAAUAAUAACGCAGAAAACAAAAAGAAUAAAUACCGGCCCCAGAAUGCGCGGUGGGUCAUCUAUUACUAUAACAAUAACAGUACCGAUAUUGCAGUCAUCGCGACAAACCAGUCUGGUCCGUUUUUGGUGUCAAGUUUUGAUAAAAGGUUGUGGUUAGCGUCGGGGGGAAGGCUGGUUUCUUCGAGGGCGGGGGCGGCGCCGGUGGAUAUUUUAUUUUUUGCAGGGAACAGGGAUGGGGAGAAAAGGGGCUACUCGAUAUCGUAUCCUUCGCGUGGCAGUGGUGAUGAUAACACUGGUAGUGAUCCUGGGUAUAUAAACGUCGAUGGGGUCGGCAAUAUCUUUGUGGGCGAGAAGAGGGAAUUGUUCAACGUGGUUAGUGUUACAUAUUAUGAUUAA